AUGAAUACGGAGUCCAUUAAGUCAAGGAUUAGGACGGAUUUUGCGAAGGAUCAAACUCAGUUAACAUCUAAACGCCCCUCAUUAUGUCGGUCAAGAAAAGUGAUGCCCAGUAAAAAGUUACCAAGACAAGCCCCACUUCUUUAUUCGCGAGGAAUAUUCAAAAUCAAGAGGUCUGACGAUCACCGAAAUUUAAAAGGAGAGAUGGAUGAGAUCAAUAGAAAUGAUAAUAUAAAGAACGUAUUCCAGGGCUUGAGUUUAGAUAAAAAGGACUAUUCAUCCAAGUCUGGUGAUCGUAAUGUAAAUGAAAAGGAGGAUGUUGAUGAAGAUCAAAAUAAGAAAUGUGUGGAGGAGGAAUCAGGUACUUGUUCAACAGAUGACGAGCUCGAAAACACAAGCGCAAAAAGCAUAAGAAAAAAUGCGUCAGAGUCCUCAGAAUACAUAAGAAAAACAGAAAAUUAUGAACUACCAAACAUACGAAAAACCAUCGUUCGUCUUCAAGAGAAGGAGAUUUUACAAAGAACACAAGCAAUAGAAGCAGAAUUUUAUGAACGCUUGAUUGAACUUAGAAAAGAAAACGAAACUGAACUAGCAAAAAUUAUGAAUCGUAAAAAUGCUGAAUUAAUUGCUGUACAAAAAGCUGCUGAACUGAAACAUCGUGAACUUCGUCAAGCAAUAGAUAAACUAGAAAAUCAAUUAUCUGAUACAGUCAACAAUGCUGAUCAAAUUAAACGUAGCUCUGAAGAGAAAAUGAAUCAAUUACAGUCAGUAAUGAAUAAACAAUUUGAAAAUUUAUUGAAACAAUCUAAUGAACAACGUGAAUUUCUUAUACAAGAACAUGAGAAAACAUUGAAAGAUUUACAAAAUAAAAAUGAAUCUACUUUUAAAGAACUGGAAAUAAAUAAAUCCUUUGUUAUAGAACUAGAAUCAAAAAUGGAAUUACAGCACAAUCAAAUUAAAAGUUUAAAAGAACAAUUAACAGAUAUCAUGACAGAAAGAAAUGAAUUACAAGAAUCAUUAAACGUUAAAACAGAAAAAGAAAAAGAAACAUUGAAAAAAACAGAACAACUUCAAUGUGAUUUAAAUGAAUUAACCAAUAGAUAUAAAACAUUAGAAUCAAAGUAUAACGUGUGUCUUGAAGAUUAUGAUCAAGAAUUAAAACAAAUUCGCUCUGAUCACGCUAAACGUAUAUGUGCAAUGGAAUUAGAAAGAACAAAUAAUGAAAAACAGUAUGAAAGUAACCUUGAAAAAAUUAAAGAUGAGUUUAAUACAAAACUGGAAGAGAGUCGUUUGUCGUAUGAACGUCAGCUAGUUACAGAAGUCAAGGAAGCUGAAACACGCGGUUAUGAAAAAUGUUUAUUAAUUAAAAGUGAUGAGAUUACAGCUUUACAAAAAAUUAUUAAAGAAACCAAAGAAUUAAAUUCAAAUGAUGAAAUUAAAUAUCAAGAAAUAAUUAAUCAAUUAAAGUGUGAAAUAACUAAAUUAAAUAAAAUUAUUGAAAAAUUAAAAAAUACAUAUGAAUCUAAAGAAAAUAAUUUUUUAACGAUCAUAACAAAAUUACAAAAAAAACAAUUAAAAUAUAAUAAACUAAAUGAUACAUUCAAUAAAACAAAUUAUAUUCAAACAUAUUUUACAAAUGAAUUAAAUGAGAAAUUAUUAAAUUAUAUAAAACAAUGGAAAAAACAACAAUUAGAUGAAAUUAUUUUACUAAUUAAACAAGAUGAAUUUAAUCGUUUAGAAAUAAUAUUUAAAGAAAAAGAAAAUAUUAUACGUAAUGAAUUAUUAUUAAAAAUUGAAAAUAUUCAAAAUGAAAAAAAUCAAAUUAUUGAAACAUUGACUAAUGAAUUAAAUUUAUCCAAAUUAGAUAUUGUAAAACUUGAAACUGAACUUAAAGAAGCUAGACGUAUAGCAAUGACAGAAGUGGAAUUAAGACGUGAACAAUUAUCAGAAAUAAGUUUAGCACGUGAAUUAGAACGUAAAGAAUUAAUUAGUAAACAUGAAAAUAAUUUAAAUGAAGAACAAUGUAAAAAUCAAGAAACGAUUUUAAGAUUACAUCAACAACAUGCUGAAGAAUUAAAAACAAUAUCUUCCAGGGCUAAUGAAAAAUUGUUAGGAAUAGAAAGAGAAUAUAAAACUCGCUUAACGGAAGCAAAUAAACGACUAAAUGAAUGUCAAGAGAAAAUAAUUAAUUUAGACAUGAUAUUACAGAAGGCUUUACAAGAAAAAAGGGACACAGAAGAAACAUUAUCCGAAUCAUUUCAAAGUGAAAUUGAACAAAUGAAGAAUAAGCAAAAGCAAGAAGUAUUGAUCUUGAAGGAGGCUAUAUCAAAAGAGCGCAAUAGAGCACGUUUAGCAGAAAUUUCUCUUCGUCAGCAAGAAAAGGCGUGGAACGAUAUGAAGACUCGCUGGCAUAAAGAACGUAUAGCACAAUUAGGAAAUUCAUUACCGAUUGAAUCACGUACUCAUAUGGAGGCAACUAUUGAGGCAUUGCGUCUCCAGGUUAAUCUACUGAAAAAGCGAAUAACCGUAAUGGAAGAAGAUCGGGAGACAAACAUCACGUAUCCACUAAAGUUACAAUACAGUGACCAAGACGUAUCAUUACUCAGUGAAAACUCAGUACAAAAUGAAUCUCCAGUAAAAGACCAACCUGAAGCAAACGAAGACAAUUUAGAAAAAUGUAAAAUGAACAACAAUUCAGUUCCUUUUAGAGAUAACUCACGAUGGAGAAUUGCUGCUGAGUGUACAAAUUUACAGACUAAUCUAGACACAUAUCCUUACAAAGCUACUUGUUCAGAAGAUUGGUUAUUGAGCGGACACUGA
Messenger RNA from Schistosoma spindalis, 2817 nucleotides. Lineage: Eukaryota; Metazoa; Platyhelminthes; Trematoda; Strigeidida; Schistosomatidae. The record is from the annotation of a GenBank genome assembly.